CAAGGAAUCGUCCAACUACUGCCAUCGUCGAUCGCGUAUCUGAAGUGAAGCAGACUGGUCCAUAUGUAUAGGAGUAUAGAUGAUUAUGGUUGAGCCGUAGACGCGAUCGAGGUGGGGCGGCCCGUCAACGUCCCGGCAACUUCGUCAUACUUGACGCAGGUACCGACAGCUGCCCCAACAUGGAGUCACCACACAGCACACAGCAUAGAGAGCCACCUGGGAUUGGAGGUUGAGCGGAAGAGGAGGAAGGACUACGAGCAACAUGCUACGACGAACAAUUCCACGGGCGACUGCACGCCUGCCACAGUUACUGCGCAGAUCACACCAGCGCCGCUAUGCAACAGAGCCCAUCGCGCCCCCAUCCUCCUCCCAGUCGCGCAUCGAGCGCUUCAAUCGCCGCCUACCAAGAUUCCUGCACAAGUACACCAAUGCGCUCGGCAACGCGCCAGUCACCCACAUAACGUCAUUUCUCAUCCUCCACGAACUCACGGCCAUAAUUCCCUUGUUCGGGCUCGCGGGCUAUUUUCAUUACACGCACUGGCUACCGCCGUGGUUCGCCGAAGGGGCUUGGAUUGCUUCGGGAGUUGAGCGGUUUGGUCGCUACUUCAAGCGCAAGGGCUGGAUACGUAGUGACGAAGCCCUGGAGGCUGAACGUGAAGUCGACGAGAUCCAGAAAGAUGACAAGCAGCGGAAAUGGAUGAAGGGUAGCGGUUUGCUGUCGGCAUCAGACGAUGACGGGAUUGGCAGCGAGACAAAGAGAUUGAGGAAAGUGGAUCAGGCUUGGAACAUCAGUGAAGGUGGUGUCAGGCUCGUGGUCGAGUUCGCGACUGCUUACACCAUUGUCAAGAUGUUCUUGAUUCCAAGGAUUGUGUUCAGCGUUUGGGCUACACCGACCUUUGCAAGAUGGACAGUUUCCCCAUUUCUGAAGGCGUUUCGCGGCAUGUUCAGGAAGAAGGGAAAGAGCACUGAAGCUGUCAAGGGAGGCGCUGCACCCAAGACUAGUAGUGGAAAGAGUACGUGACCUUUAACGGCCUUUUACUUGCCAUCAGACCUUUAGCAGGCCUUAGAGGUUUGUAUUGUACAUGUCUAUGUACAUUCCGAUUAGCUUGCCAAAUUCAAAUAAGUGGUAAGCAUUUCUCAACUCUCUAGUUGAAUUUCAAAGUCACGGC
Molecule: messenger RNA, 1169 nt
Organism: Alternaria alternata
Lineage: Eukaryota; Fungi; Ascomycota; Dothideomycetes; Pleosporales; Pleosporaceae
Exons: 1
Coding region: 263-1021 (252 amino acids)
Cellular component (GO): mitochondrion
Source: RefSeq, a predicted model, not a curated record